Messenger RNA from Macroventuria anomochaeta, 2023 nucleotides. RefSeq names its product lysyl-tRNA synthetase. Gene Ontology annotation, biological process: lysyl-tRNA aminoacylation. The transcript has 12 exons. The record is from RefSeq and is a predicted model, not a curated record. The coding region runs from base 108 to 1928 and encodes 606 amino acids. Gene Ontology annotation, cellular component: cytoplasm; cytosol. Lineage: Eukaryota; Fungi; Ascomycota; Dothideomycetes; Pleosporales; Didymellaceae. Gene Ontology annotation, molecular function: ATP binding; tRNA binding; lysine-tRNA ligase activity.
AUUUCCACAGAGUCACACGAUCACGGCCGCACGAAGACUCACUCGUACAAUUUGGUUACGAUAUUGACUCACUGAGACUCAGCUCGCAUCCUAGACGAGUCCUCACUAUGGCGGACACAAACCCUCCCGCGCAGCCCGCUGCUGCUCCCGAGAGCGCAGAGAACCUACACACUGACCCGGUUACGGGUGAGCGCAUAAGCAAGUCCGAGUUGAAGAGGCGCACCAAGCAGCGAGAGGUGGAGAAGAAGAAGGCAGAGAAGGCCAAAUCGUUGCCGAUACAGCCCAAGAAGGAGGGCUCUGGCAAGAAGGAGGAGGUUGAACUUAAUCCCAACCAAUACUUCGAAUUGAGAUCCAACAAGAUCAACGCUUUGAGGCAGACGAAGCAGCCCAACCCAUACCCCCACAAGUUUCACGCGAACACCCGGUUGCCACACUUCCUUCUGGAUAACAAGGAUUUGAAGAGGGGCGAGGAGCUCAAGGAUGUUGAGACAAGGAUCGGCCUGCGGGUGAUGUCGAUCAGAUCUUCGUCCAACGCGCUCCGUUUCUAUGUCUGUAAGGCUGAAGGAAAGACUGUUCAGGUUAUGUGCCAGCUCCAGAACGCGAAGGGCGAUGUUCCUUUCGAGAAGCAGCACGAGAAUAUCCAGCGUGGAGACAUCAUUGGUGUAAUCGGUUGGCCAGGCGUCACGCAGCCCAAAAACAGACCUGACGGCGGAGAUCUCAGUAUCUUCGCUCAGGAGGUCAUCCUGCUCACACCCUGCUUGAGGAUGCUGCCGACCGAGCACUUUGGAUACAAGGACCAGGAACAGCGUCACCGCAACCGCUUCCUCGACCUCAUCAUGAACGACUCGACCCGCGAGACCUUCAUCACACGCUCCAGGAUCGUCAAGUACGUCCGCCAGUACCUCGACGAGCGCGAUUUCCUCGAAGUCCAGACACCCAUGAUGAACAAGAUUGCUGGCGGUGCUACUGCACGACCAUUCAAGACACACCACAACGAGUUGGACAUGGAGCUCUUCCUCCGUAUCGCGCCUGAGCUCUACCUGAAGGAGCUUGUGGUUGGUGGACUCGACAGAGUCUACGAGAUCGGUCGCCAGUUCCGUAACGAGGGUAUCGAUCUGACCCACAACCCCGAGUUCACCACCUGCGAGUUCUAUAUGGCCUACGCCGACUACGAGGACGUGCUGAACAUGACCGAGGAGCUCGUCAGUGAGCUGGUCUUUAAGGUGAAAGGUUCUUACGAGACAGUUUACCACACACAGAGCGGAGAGGAGUACAAGGUCAACUGGGCCAGGCCAUGGAGGAGAGUGAACAUGAUCCCUGCGCUUGAGGAGGCCACUGGCGAGAAGUUCCCUCCCGCGAACCAGCUGCACACCACCGAGACCAACGAGUUCCUCAAGAAGGUGCUCCAGAAGAUGAACGUUCAGUGCUCAGAACCCCGUACCAACGCCAGGAUGAUCGACAAGCUCGUCGGCGAGUAUAUCGAAGAGACCGCCAUCAACCCUACAUUCAUUGUUGGCCAUCCUGAGGUAAUGAGCCCACUCGCCAAGUACCACCGCGACAUCCCCGGUCUCUGCGAGCGUUUCGAGGCUUUUGUCUGCAAGAAGGAAAUUUGCAACGCCUACACCGAGUUGAACGACCCCUUUGACCAGCGUCUGAGGUUUGAAGAGCAGGCGAAUCAGAAGUCGCAGGGUGACGACGAGGCACAGCUCAUCGACGAGACCUUCUGCCAGGCGCUUGAGUAUGGACUGCCGCCUACGGGUGGUUGGGGCAUGGGAAUUGACCGACUGGUCAUGUUCCUUACUGACCACUACUCGAUCAAGGAAGUCCUGACUUUCCCGUUCAUGAAGGAUGUUGAGGAGACCAAGAAGACUGCCGCUGAGGUUGUUGAUGUCACGCCCAAGGCUGAGGAGGGCAUCUUCCACAAGUAAGCGUAUAAAGGCAUUGCAGGUGCAUAGAGAAAGAUGGUACACCACAUGAGCAACGCAUCAUGAGUCACGGAAAACGAUUUGAGACAAAAUAAAAC